Molecule: messenger RNA, 1492 nt
Organism: Somion occarium
Lineage: Eukaryota; Fungi; Basidiomycota; Agaricomycetes; Polyporales; Cerrenaceae
Source: the annotation of a GenBank genome assembly
GUGCAACCGGGUGCUGUACAAUUGCAAGAAAAUAUCAGCUUGACGCUGAUCAUGGGUUUGCCUAUUUAAUUUGGUUCUAGAGAUAGUCAACGACGACGAUGAGUGAGGAAAGCGAUGGAAGUUUCGAGAGCCUCUCCUGCCGAACAAUAAGCGCGGACUCCUACGUCAAAACGAGGUUGUGCGCUUCAUCCCCGACUUUCCUACACUCUCAUUCGAUUGUUUCUUCUUACUUUCUUAAUUCUCACUUCAAUACUUGAAACUGCAACGAUGGCUACGAUUCCUCCGAGCAUGGCACCCUCGACUGCCAAUUGGCAUUGGAAGAACAAAACCGUCACUCCUUGGGCGAAGGCGUGGUUCGAGCGCGAACUUGUUACGCUUUCGAUCAAGGGAGAAGGUUCAGAAGAGGCCGGUGUUUCAGAGGUCGUCGAUUUUGAAGGUGAUGCUGAGUUGGGUCAGCGAAAGUCGAAAUUGCUCACAAUUUAUGACUGCCGAGUGGGCCUUAAAUGGAAGGGUACUGCUUCGGAUGGCACCGAAGUCGAAGGCAAAGUGACGAUUCCUGAAGUAUCGCAUGAGAACGCCAUUGAUGGUAUCUCGAGUUACAUUUACGAAUGGUCUUUGACCACACCCUCCACUCCCACCGUAGAGGCUCUAUUCAACUUGGUCAAGGCUCGUCUACCAGUGGCGCUUGAGACCAAGUUUGCCGAGUUCCCUAGCGCAAUCAUUGAAACUCAUGGCAAGGACUUGACGGUCAGCGCCGAUACCAGUCGUACUGGCACUCCCGCACCCCCAACAUCUAAUAUUCCUGUCGCAUCUGGCGCGUCCCUCGCAACGAUUGCAGCCGCCGCCGCCAAACCUGCACCGAGGACGGAAACGAAGAAAUUAAACACUACGACGGUGUCGGUAGAUGCAAACUUCAUGGCUUCAGCUGAUGAUCUGUUCUCGAUCUUGACGGACGAGAAGAGGAUUCCUGCCUGGUCGCGUGCGCCUGCGAAGUCUAAUCCUCAACCCGGCGCUGAGUACUCAUUGUUCGGUGGUGGCGUCAAGGGUAAAUACAUAUCACUUAACCCUCCAAAAGAGAUCAAGCAAACUUGGGCACUCGAGAGCCCCACCUGGCCAACAGGUCAUUUCGCCACCCUGACCACCACAUUCGACCAGUCCUCGGAUUCUACAAAAGUGACUUGGAGCCUGGAAGGCGUCCCAACGGGUUUCGAGGACGAGAUCACACGAAACCUCCAAGGAUACUACGUACACGGCCUCAAAUCGAUUGGGUUGGGUUCUGAACUAUGAUGCGGCGAACUCCUCAACAGCGCAUGCUCGUCAACGGAAGGCAAGUCGGGUCUCAAGUUCAUUCAACCUCGGUCAAACAAAGACGGACUUAAGGAUGAAAUAGAGACGGAUAUACAGUACGAUAGGAUAGAAGUUCUUGUAUUCAGGGUCUUGAAACCCUGGACAAAUUGUACAACGAAAUAUAUACAUACAUCAUUUAAAUCAC